This is a messenger RNA of Insectozyma verbasci, 858 nucleotides long. Lineage: Eukaryota; Fungi; Ascomycota; Pichiomycetes; Serinales; Debaryomycetaceae. The record is from the annotation of a GenBank genome assembly.
AUGUCUGCUACAACAACUACUACUGCUACUACUACUGCUACUACUGCUACUCAAAUGUUCCAUAAAGAAGAUUCUCAAUUUAUUGAAUCAGAUUUAUUUUUAGAUACAACUGCUAUCACUGGACAUCAUGAAGAUAAUAUGAUUGUUCCAAAGACUGCUAAAGUUGAUUCACCAGAAAUUGAUAAAGCUGCUUCUCCAUUUCAUAUUCAUUCAAGUGUUUUAGAUUCUGUUUUCAGUUCUAACUUGGAUGAUCCAAAUUCAAAUAUAGAUCAUACUCCUAUGUUUGAUGAAUUAGAUUUUAUCUUGGACGGAGCCAAGGUUAACUCUAAAGAUGAUUGGGUUGCUUUAUUUGGUGAUGAAGAAGAAAAUCAAAAUGAACCAUUAUUAAAUUUAAAUACAAUUGAGGAAAUAAAUGAAGACGAUUCAAUGAUUCCAAGAGAUGAAAAUCUCGAAGGUUUAUUUUUGGAAGCUUCACCAAAUAAUGUCAAUUUAUCAGAUGAUACAAUUUCAGCAGCUACUACUCAAGCAUCAAGUCCUUCCUUGAGUUCAUGUACUGUUACAACGGCUCCAACUUCAGUUAAAUCAGUUUCUGCUGUUAAACAAUUGGCAACUCCUUCAUCUACUCCAUUGCUUGAUACUAAGGGAACUAAAAGAAAAUUGAAAGAAUUGAAACCAAUUACAAUUAAUGAAACUGAUGAUUCAAUUGCAAUUAAACGUGCAAAGAAUACAUUGGCUGCAAGAAAAUCAAGAGAAAGAAAAGUUCAAAAAAUGUCAAUGUUGGAAAAUAAAGUUGAAGAAUUGAGUAAUGAAAAUGAAAGAUUAAAAGCUUUAUUAAUGGCAAAUGGCAUUGAAUUUUGA